Messenger RNA from Anoplopoma fimbria (sablefish), 2412 nucleotides. It is a transcript of the gene rfwd3, whose product is annotated as ring finger and WD repeat domain 3. The transcript has 13 exons. Gene Ontology annotation, cellular component: nucleus; site of double-strand break. Gene Ontology annotation, biological process: interstrand cross-link repair; protein ubiquitination; double-strand break repair via homologous recombination. Bases 203 to 2395 code for a protein of 730 amino acids. The record is from RefSeq and is a predicted model, not a curated record. NCBI's taxonomy places the organism in Eukaryota, Metazoa, Chordata, Actinopteri, Perciformes, Anoplopomatidae. Gene Ontology annotation, molecular function: ubiquitin protein ligase activity; protein binding.
CGGAAGAGGCAGCGCAGCGCCUGCUCUCUGCUGCCGGGAGAUUCGAUCCCUCAACCCGCGCUGCCCGCUGCACCAAACCCGCCUGGAGGUAGCACAAACACCAGACCACCGCCAGACCACCAGCAGACCCCCGUCUGACUCUGGAGCCAUGCUGUCCCUCCAGGUCGGGAUCGGCAGCCGCUAAAGCGUCACUUCCAUCCGGAUGGAGGCCAUGGAGGUGGACUCCCCAGGGGAGAUGCGGGGAGGAGGAGGAGGCGGCGGCAGACAGCACGCGGUUGCUGUUGUUGCUGCAGCAGCAGCAGGAGAUGCCAGCGCGCCACACGUCAUCUCAGACUCCGGCAGCAGCACCGAGGUGGACGAGGACGACGACGAGGACAAUGAAGGGGGGCGGACGGCGGUGCGUGCACCCCCCAGGCUUCCUGCCACCUGGGCGUUCAGUCAGAGAGCGGUGGGUCGCUCUGCAGCCGCACCUUCAGCAGCUCACGGGGCGCCAAUACGGAGGAGACUCAGGCAGGGCCUCAGGGUUCACUACCCCAGCCAGACUGCAGCGCCCUCCAGAGGCUUUCCGGAGUUCCUGCUCCGUGCGCCGGCUGCCAGCGUGGCCGAGCCAGAGUCCGGCAGCACCACCGAGGUCAGCGAGUCUGACGAGGAGGAGGAGGUAGAGCGUGUAGAAGGCCCGCCUGCUGCUCCGGAGCUUGUGAACCCGGCGCCGCCUGCUAGCCCUCGCCUCAGCGCCUCCGCCCAACACACACGACCACAGGAAGCCGGACCGACCAACUCCAGUUCAGCUGCAGAUGGAGAGAGGACAGAAGCUCAAAAUAAGAACGUCAAGCCGGUCCCUGUGGCCUCGGCGUCCGUCCAGCCAGCGGCGUCUGAAGAGGGCGAAGGCGACAUCUGCUCCAUCUGCUUUGAGGCGUGGACGACGGCGGGGGAGCACCGCCUGUCCACGCUGCGCUGCGGACACCUGUUCGGCUUCACCUGCAUCCAGCGCUGGGUGAAAGCUCAGGGCCCGUCCGCUAAAUGUCCACAGUGCAACAAGAAGGCGAAGCGCUCGGACAUCGUUCUGCUCUACGCUCCAAAGCUCAGAGCGCUCGACAACUCGGAGCAAGAGAGCUUAAAGAAGUCUCUGGAGCAGGAGCAGUCUCUGAGGAGGAAGGCUGAACUGGAAUCAGCUCAGUACAAACUGAAGCUGCAGGUCGUCACCAACAAAUACGGACAAGCACAACAAGAGCUGCAGGAGCUGAGGGCUCUGAUCGCUCAGGCCGGCAGAAGCUCCCUCUCCUCCUCUUCCUCCUCGUCCUCCUCCUCGGCAUCCAGCUCGCUCCUCCUCCUCGGUCUGUCCCAGCGGGCCGACGGCUCCAGGUCGGCCCAGUACGGCUUCUCCAAGGCGGUGCUGGUGUCUCAGGCCGGCGGCUCCAGGGUUCUGUCCUUCUGCGAGCCUCUGAGCUGCCUGCUGGCCUCGCAGCCUUCGCCUCACUCCACGCUGGUCCCCGGUUGUGGCGUGAAGAUGGUGAGCGUGGUCAACAUGAAGGCGAGUCAGUACGUCCCCAUCCACAGCAAACAGAUCCGAGGUCUGUCCUUCAACAGGCAGAACGACAGCCUGCUGCUGUCGGCUGCUCUGGACAACACCAUCAAACUGACCAGUCUGCUGACCAACACGGUGGUUCAGACGUACAACGCUGGUAAACCCGUGUGGAGCUGCUGCUGGUGUUUGGACAACAGCAACUACGUCUACGCCGGUCUGAGCAACGGCUCCGUGCUCGUCUACGACACCAGAGACACCAGCACCCACGUCCAGGAGCUGCAGCCGCUACGCUCCAGGUGUCCCGUGGCGUCCCUGUGCUACGUCCCGCGGGCGGCGUCCAGCUCCUUCCCCUGUGGCGGGCUGAUCGCCGGCUCCCUGGAGGGCGGCUGCUUCUGGGAGCAGGUCAACGAGACCACGUACAGACCGCACUUGCUGCCGCUGGAGAGCGCCGGCUGCACCGACAUCCAGGUGGAGACGGAGAGCCGGCACUGCCUGGUCACCUACCGGCCAGGACGCUCCAACCCGUCCCUGCGCUGCGUCCUGAUGGCGCUGACCCGGACGCCUCAGCAGGACUCCAGCCAGCUGCCCAGCUGCUCCUGCUCUCCCGUGCAGACGUUCGGCGCCGGCUCGUCCUGCAAGCUGCUCACCAAGAACGCCGUCUUCAGGAGUCCGGGCGGCGCCGGGACGCUGGUCUGCGCCGGGGACGAGGCGUCCAACUCCACCAUGGUGUGGGACGCAGCCAGCGGCUCUCUGCUCCAGAAGCUUCCGGCCGACCUGCCCGUGUUGGACAUCAGCCCGUUCUCGGUGAACGGCGAGCACUUCCUGGCGUCGCUCACGGAGAAGAUGCUGAAGCUCUACAGGUGGGAGUGAACGAGGGAGGACUUUAC